UUGCGGUAUCCAAUUGGUUGGUUGUGGUCACGCUGCUUUUAGAUAUUCAUGAGCAGCCAUGUUAGUCAAACCCUCUUUCAUUCGGUUGAGACAAACAUUUUUUGCUAAUAAUGGCAACCGCAACUUCAACCCCGGCCGGUCAAAGAAUAAGCACCCGCGCUACCGCCAGUAGCACUCCAUUAAGCCCCACGAGGAUUUCGAGGUUGCAAGAAAAGGAAGAUCUCUGCAAUUUGAACGACCGUCUAGCCAUUUACAUCGACAAAGUCAGAAGCCUAGAAUCAGAAAACAGCGUUCUUCACCUUCAAAUAUCCGAGAAGGAAGAAGUAAGGAGCCGGGAGAUUACUGGUUUGAAAUCACUGUAUGAAACUGAGCUCGCGGACGCCAGGAGAUCUCUCGAUGACACCGCCAAGGAACGCGCGAGGCUACAGAUUGAAUUGGGAAAGAUCAAAUCCGACCAUGAGCAAUUGCUGCAAAACUAUGCCAGGAAGGAGUCGGAGGCUGCCGGCACCCACGCCCGCCUCCGGGACAUGGAGACCCAGCUGAACUCCAAGGAGGCCUUGUUGGCCACCACGCUGACGGAGAAGAGGGCCCUGGAGGCCAGCCUGGCCGACCUGCAGGGAGCCAUCCAGGAGCUGGAGGCUGGCCUGAACUCUGCCAAGAAGCAGCUGGGGGAGGAGACCCUCCUCCGCGUUGACCUGGAGAACCGCUGCCAGAGUCUGUCUGAGGAGCUGGAGUUCCGCAAGAACAUGUUUGAGGCGGAGAUCAAGGAAACCAGGCGGAGGCACGAGACACGGCUGGUGGAGGUGGAUUCGGGCCGGGCCGUGGAGUACGAGUUCAAACUGGCCCAGGCGCUGUCCGAGAUGCGAGCGCAGCACGACGAGCAGGUGCAACUGUACAAGGACGAGAUGGAGAACACCUACAAGGCCAAGUUCGAGAACGUGCGCAUGUCGUCGGAGAUGAACAGCUCGUCCGCCAGCAUGGCCCGCGAAGAACUUCGGGAGUCCUCGCUGCGCAUGGAGAGCCUAGCAGCCCAGCUGGCCAGCAUGCAGAAAGAGACCCGGGGAUGGCAGGACCGCAUCCAGGAGCUGGAGUCCGCCCUGGCCCAGGAGAGGGACAACAGCCGCAGGCUGCUGGGGGAGAAGGAGCGGGAGAUCGCCGAGAUCCGGGCCAAGAUGCAGCUGCAGUUGGACGAGUACGAGCAGCUGCUGGACGUCAAGCUGGCCCUGGACAUGGAGAUCAACGCCUACCGCAAGCUGCUGGAGGGCGAGGAGCAGAGACUGAAGCUGUCCCCCAGCCCGUCGUCCCGCGUCACCGUGUCCCGCGCCCAGUCCAGCUCCCGCAGCGUUCAGACCGCCCGGGGCAAGAGGAAGCGCGUGGACGUGGAGGAGCAGGAGGCCAGCAGCUCCGUGUCCAUCGCCCACUCCGCCUCGGCCACCGGCUCCGUGUGCAUCGACGAGCUGGACACCGACGGGAAGUUCGUCCGCCUGUUCAACGCGUCCCAGGAGGACCAGGCCAUGGUUGGCUAUGAGCUCACCAGGACCAUUGGAGACGUCUCUGCUACCUAUAAGUUCACCCCCAAAUACGUCUUGAAGGCAGGGCAGAAAGUCACGGUGUGGGCAUCCAAUGCAGGUGUGGCCUCCAGCCCCCCGACCGACCUGGUGUGGAAGGGUCAGGCUUCCUGGGGUACCGGGGAGGAUGUCCAGGUCCUGCUGUUCAACCCUCAGGGAGAGGAGGUUGCCAGAAGAAGCACCUCGUACAAGACAGACAUGGGGGAGGAGGAUGACGAUGAGGGAGUGGAGGUUAUUGAGGAAGAUCUCUUCCACCAGCAGGGAGACCCACGUGUUGCCAAGAGGGGUUGCUCCAUCAUGUGAUCACACUUAGCCCCCCUGCCACACACACCUUGACCCCUCUUAACCUCAACAAGUCUCAGCUGCCAACCGAACCACAACAGAACUAUUUUUGUAUCUUUUUAGUUUAUUGUAAGAACUCUGUGAAUUUCUUCUUUUUUAUGCUCGUUUUAGCUUGGAACACUUCUCUCAAGAUUCUCUCUUGACUUACUGUCACACUCUUAAAACGGACCAUCACUACAUGCGAUUUUAUUUUUCCUGAACAAAUUUUUUUUUUUUUUUGUCUGGGUUGUGUUUUUGUAAAGUUACUUUGAACAGCUCUGUGCAGGAGGCAGCUUGCAGAAUUAAUCUGUACCUUGAGGUGCUGUGACUAUUCUUCUUACAUCAGAUUUUCAAUAAGCAUAACAUUUUAUAAGCAUCUUUUAUAGAAAGUAAUUUUAAUUUUUUGUAGUGUUUCCUCUGUGACGUGUGUUAGUUAGACAGCCAGGUUGUCGAAUCAAUCAGAAUGUAGUUGUGUAUGUGAAAUUCGAAAGAAUAAAGCUUUGCAAUUUGUAAGAAGCACACUUUUUUGGAUGACCCCUUUUGGUCUUAUAUUGUAGUUUAUUGGCAAAGGUUGUCUGAAAGUAGUACACUAUGACCCAAAGCUUAUUUAAAAGUUAUACACUAGGACCCAAAGGUUGUCUGAAAGUGCAGAAAUGAGCAGAAUGUGCUGCCUUGCCACUAGUAUUUUGUCCAGACUAUUUCAUCCAAGUCCCUUUACAAGAUAAACUAUUUUCUGGAGUCGAGUUCAGCAUUUUCAUACUACUUUAUCCCCUCAGCUUUGAUGCCGAAAUGUGUAACUUGAACCUGCUUUACAGGUUUUAAUGUCAUACAUUCAUCCCAGAGUCCCUCUUUAGAUAAACCACUACUUCAUGGAAAAUCUCCUGGUACAGGUGUAAUGUUUAACAGUUCGGCAUUCAGUUGUUUAGGAUUAUCUGAUAAACACUCAGCCAGCAAGUAAUUGGCAAAGGUAACUGGUGUUAUUUAUACAUGAGUCUGAUCAUGACUGCUCUUAACAAAAUGUCAAUAAUAACAGAAAUAAUUCAAUUUAUCAUUGAACUUGAGCAUCUCUGUAAUACUCCUAUGUUAACUUAUGAAGCUGACUGCAAAGUUGCUUUGUUUUUAUAAUGUAGUAGACAUACCUUUUUGGGAAAGAAUUCCUUGCCAAAUUUUUUGAAGUCAUUUUGUGAUCAUUAUUUAACGUGGUCAUAUGCAUACGUUUUGUUUUAUCUCGUGGUUGGAUUUAAUCAUGGUGUCAUAUGCAUGCGUUUUGACUUACUGUCACAUUUUAAUGAUAAAAUAAACUAUUGAUUUUGUUCUA
This is a messenger RNA of Esox lucius (northern pike), 3207 nucleotides long. RefSeq names its product lamin B1 (gene lmnb1). The coding region runs from base 111 to 1871 and encodes 586 amino acids. NCBI's taxonomy places the organism in Eukaryota, Metazoa, Chordata, Actinopteri, Esociformes, Esocidae. The transcript has 12 exons. The record is from RefSeq and is a predicted model, not a curated record.